AUGACGCUUGACUCAGCAUUACUCACCUACCGACCGACCGAAUCCCUCGUUCUACCAACCGACCGAAAAUUCUUCCCUUUCAAGAUCCCGAAUUCGCAUCACCAGCUCCGCCAUUAUAUUAGCACUGCCGAUCCCGAUAAGAUCCACGUCGCAGUGGGCAGGAUUAUAUUCACCAUCCACAUUUCUACUCGAAAACGCGAGGUGGUAACUAUCCUGCCCUUUGAACCAAAGUGCCUGACGGCUGGGCUUGGGUGGAUUGUCGUUGGCGGCAGCGAAAAUGGCGAUUGUGCUUUUAUCAAACUAGCUGUCUCGGGCGCCGUGCUUUCUCCACGAACUAGGGCCAAUAACAUUGACAUUGAUAUUGACUCACCUCUCCCUCUCUACAUCGACCCUGUCACUCGAAGACGAGCGUCAUCCAAUCACGAAAUAAUAAUUCAUGGAUUUGGGGGAAGCAUCGUCAACUCCGUCACUGUACACCGAUUACCUCCCCGGUGCGACCGAUUCAGCUACGAAGAUAUCGCCGUUGCAAGCAAUAAUGACAGAAGUGUCAGCAUUUAUUCUCUGUCGAAGAAAGAAAAUUUAAAAACCAUCCAUCACACUGUCUGCAUGAACUAUGCUCUUAUAUCUCCAGACUCGAAGGUGCUGGCCGCUGUGGGCGAUUCGAAUCAGGUUUGGUUUUACCGCAUUAUGCCUGUUACGAGUGCCAGGUCCCGUGAUUUUCCGGGGGAAGGCCUGCUUUAUGACUGGGAAUGGCCGUUGAUUAAAAGAAUAGAUUUCAAUUCCGUUUCUGAGACCGAAAAUCAAUGCUGCUUUACAAUUGCUUUUUCGCCCUGCAGUAGUCUAUGCGCUGUUGGUUCGCAAGGGGGGACUAUCACGAUAUUCGAUCUGAAUCGCAUUCGCGACGGAGAUGCCGAUGAGCAAGGAGAAGUAGCAGUUAAAGAAAAACAAAAUGACGGCGAUGACGUAAUUUGUGUCUUUCGAUCUUCCCGGUCUUACCUUGAUGUUGGUGCCGUCCGUUGCAUGACGUUUUCUCCCAGGCCCUGGGACCUUCUUGUGUGGGUUGAAGACCAUGGCCGGGUCGGGAUUGCGGACAUUCGACAAGCGUUUUCUCGGAGGCAGAUUGUAAAGCUGGAUAUCGAAGAAAAGGAUUUAGAACAUGUUCGAACACAUCGUCUCGAUAAAAUGCCAGACGGUGAACCUUCUGGGUCGGAGGAUGAAGAUGAUUCAUUAGACCAUUUGACUUAUGAGCCCGAAAGCCACCCAACUUCUCACAGAAGAAGGCUUAACGGGGAUCAAGAUCUCAAUUCCAUCCGUGAGGAAUUAUUGGCUCAAGAUCUGACUGCGAGAGAAAGACAGAUCAUUGACUUUUUAAACGCCGCUCGGUGGGCUUCCUCGAUUGAAGAAGGACGCCAGCGAACUCCCAGACAUGUUAGCCCAUUGCAAUUAUCUGGAGGCUCCCGUGCUUCCCCAUUUUCUACUUCUCCUCCAGAGAACUCUCAGCCUGCUGAAGACCGAAAUUCUGGUCGUCCUCGUACCCUCGAACCGCGAAGGCGAAGCUCUGUUGUUUUGUCGCACCAAAACCAGUCGCUUUCUUCUUCCCCAGCUCCAUCGGGUCUUGGAUUAAUGCCUCAUCCAACUGUCGCGUUGAGAUGGACUACAUCCCCUUCCCAACUGCCUCCUGGUGAUUCUCCGUUUCAAGCAGCGUCUGGCAAUGCCGGUGAGUCAUCUGCCUCUGCAAUGGACGAAGAAGGAACAAUCUUUAGGUCCCCUUCUGGGGAAAGACUCGCUGAGAUCGCUUUUGGGACCCGUAUCAUCUUUGACCGGCCCCGGCGUACCUCAAACAACAGCAGCGGGCAUCGGCAGCGUAGUUUACGGUCAAGAUCCAUACCUCGUCGCGCCGAGAGAGAUCCGGCUGCGACCGAGGCACAAGCUCGUCAAGACUUGCGCUCAAAUCUGGCGACUGAGCGGUUACGGUUACAGCGACGUGCUGCAAUAGAAGAGAGUCAGAGACUCAGCCAAUGGGACUAUCAGUAUCGUCGGCACGCGGAUUAUAGUCGACGCACACCUCCCCGUCUUAGAACCGAGCUCUCGGGGGCAACGGACCGCGCAGAAAUUGGCGUGGGGACCGCCGGGGUCGGCUGGGGUGCGGAUGGUCGAACAUUGUAUAUCGGCACUGAAGAAGGCAUUUUUGAAUAUAAAAUCAACACUCAAGACCGGAAGACUUUUCCAGGCAUUUCAUGCAGGUAA
Ophidiomyces ophidiicola is the source of this 2247-nucleotide messenger RNA. RefSeq lists its product as uncharacterized. Gene Ontology annotation, molecular function: protein binding. The transcript is spliced from 6 exons. The record is from RefSeq and is a predicted model, not a curated record. Bases 1 to 2247 code for a protein of 748 amino acids. Lineage: Eukaryota; Fungi; Ascomycota; Eurotiomycetes; Onygenales; Onygenaceae.